AUGCCCACCCUGCCAGCUUCUCUACCAGAGGUAGAUGUCCAAACAGCAUGUGAUUCGACACCGUCCGCACAAAUCCCAGCGAUCAGCGAAAAAGGUGGACUCGUAUUUCAAGCAGCCGCCGAUGCUACGCGUCUCCUCCGAGACUCGGGCUAUUCGUGCGCCAUUUUCGGCAGCGCUGCUUGUUAUCUCUACGGGAAUCGACGUCUACCCAAUGACGUUGAUAUCCUCGUCUCGUCCUCGGUAGAGGCGGAAGUCGCCAAGCGCUAUCUAGUCGACCAGGACCCUCUCCACUUUUACCUCAGAAGGGCUAAGACGCCCGGGGCGACUUACCAAGUCUUAUGGUAUCGGCAGCGUCUAGAUAUCGGGGAGAAAGUUGUGACCAAGCGUACCAAAGUCGACAUUGUCAUGGCUGGCACGAUGAUGCUGCCGUUCUUAUCAACGAGAUCAAUUAUCGUGAAGGAAGCCUUAACCCUCGUUCCCCUCGAGGUGCUUCUCCUGCACAAGCUCCAGGGAUGGCACGAUCACAUGACAGCGCCCGAGCCGCACAAGCAAAAAAAGCAGACCGUCGAUGUAAGGGACGUUCGACGUACCCUCAAGAUCGUUCUCCGGAGCGUGUCGGGAACUGAGAGAUCGUGGGCUCGUGUGGCGCUGAGUUUCUUCCAGGAGGAGUUCCAACGCCUUACAACGGAUAGGGUGAAGCUUUUCUGUUCUGCAUUUGCAGACUGUAGGGAUGAUUGGUAUCGGCUGGGAUUUGAAGUGGCGUAA
This is a messenger RNA of Desarmillaria tabescens, 765 nucleotides long. RefSeq lists its product as uncharacterized. Bases 1 to 765 code for a protein of 254 amino acids. The record is from RefSeq and is a predicted model, not a curated record. The transcript has 2 exons. NCBI's taxonomy places the organism in Eukaryota, Fungi, Basidiomycota, Agaricomycetes, Agaricales, Physalacriaceae.